AUGUCCAACCUGCAGUUGACCUUAGCGUCAAAGGCUAACCAGGCCUCUCUACUUCCUGCUCUGCUCGUCGCAACCUCGCUCAACGAAGCACGGCCAUCCCCGGUGAUUACCAUCACCUACGAGGAUAAGGCCGUCCUCGAGCAGGGCGAUAAGGCCGUUGUUCAGUUCGUUGGACUCAGCGGUACUCCCGUUUUUGGGACUGUUAAUGUUGUAGGAGAAUUACUCAAGGAUUUCCCAUUCCUCAACUCGAAGGACCAGAAGCUCGAGAACGAGUGGCUUUCUCAACUUGACUCUUUCACUACCCUUGACUUCAAGGCUCUUGAUCUUUUGCUCCAGCGCCUCAAUACCCAUCUCCUUUUGCGGUCCUUCAUCGUUGGAUACUCGCUGUCUACUGCCGACAUCUCCAUUUGGGGUGCGCUCCGCGGAAACCGUGUUGCUGUCUCUGCUAUCAGAAAGGGGGCUCUUGUCAACUUGUCUCGCUGGUUCACCUUCCUGGAAGAUCUUUGUCCGUGGGCCACAUCUGCUCUGGAGGCACUGAAUGCCACCGCAAAGGAGAAGAAAGCGGCGAAGGCCAAGGAAGGAGCUAACUAUGACAUUGCACUUUUGAACACCGAAAAGGGUGUCGUGACCCGGUUCCCACCCGAGCCUUCGGGCUAUCUCCAUAUUGGUCACGCUAAGGCAGCUCUUCUGAAUGAUUUUUUCGCGCAUGAGAAAUACAAUGGCACCCUGCUUGUCCGUUUCGAUGACACCAACCCUACCAAGGAAAACACCGAGUUCCAAGAUGCUAUCGUCGAAGAUCUUGCUCUGAUGGGGAUAAAGCCGGACCGGAUGAGCUAUACCAGCGAUUACUUUGACCAACUCUACGACUACGGUGUGCAGAUCAUUAAAGACGGAAAUGCGUACGCCGAUGAUACAGACAAGGAGACCAUGGCGGCACAGAGAAUGGACGGCCUACCCAGUAAGCGUCGUGACGCCACUGUUGAGGAGAAUCUUGCUCGGUUCGAGGAAAUGAAGAAGGGCUCCCCAGAGGGUCUUGGUUGGUGUAUCCGUGCCAAGAUCUCCGUGGACGACAAGAACAAAGCUCUUCGUGACCCGGUAAUUUAUAGGUCCAACCCGGACGUUCAUCACCGAACUGGGUCGAAGUGGAAGAUCUACCCCACUUAUGACUUUGCAUGCCCCAUUGUCGACUCUAUUGAAGGUGUCACUCAUGCUCUUAGAACGACUGAGUACCGUGAUCGGAACCCUCAGUACCAAUGGAUGCUGGACGCCCUCAAACUUCGCCACGUGCAGAUUUGGGACUUUGCUCGCAUGAACUUCAUCCGAACCCUGCUGUCCAAGCGCAAGCUUACUAAGCUUGUCAACGAGGGCGUUGUUUGGGGCUGGGACGAUCCAAGAAUGCCUACGAUCCGGGGAAUUCGGAGGAGAGGAAUGGUAAUUCCAGGACUUCGUGAAUUUAUUCUCAGGCAAGGCCCUAGCAAGAACAUCACGAACUUUGACUGGACCCUUAUUUGGGCGACGAACAAGAAAUAUAUCGAUCCGGUUGCACCGCGUCAUACUGCCCUUCUCCAGAAAGACGUUGUCAAGGCCAAUGUUACAGGAGUGCCCGCACCCUAUACCGAGGAGAAACCUAAGCAUAUUAAGAACCCUUCGAUUGGCACGAAGAAGGUCGCUUACAGUGGCUGUGUCAUUCUUGACCAGGAAGAUGCCAAGAGUUUCAAGCAAGACGAGGAGAUUACUCUCAUGAAUUGGGGCAACGCCAUAGUGCGGAAGAUCGUGACUGACCCGAGCUCCGGUAUUGUCAAAGAGCUUGAGUUGGAGCUGCACCUGGCAGGUGACUUCAAGAAGACUGAGAAGAAGGUCACUUGGCUAUCUACCGACCAGGAACUGGUCCCAGUUGAAUUGGUUGACUUCGAUUAUCUUCUGAACAAGGACACCUUGCAAGAGGAUGACGCUCUGGAGGAUGUCUUGAAUAAGAACACUGAAUUCAGAGAGGCCGCUACUGCCGACUGCAAUGUUGCCGAGCUGAAGGAAGGCGACAUCAUCCAGUUCGAGCGCAAGGGAUUUUACCGCGUCGACAAAGCUUACGCCCCGGGCCAGCCGGCGGUUUUGUUCUACAUUCCCACUGGAAAGACCGGCGGUAAAUAG
Messenger RNA from Aspergillus alliaceus, 2145 nucleotides. RefSeq names its product glutamate--tRNA ligase GUS1. The record is from RefSeq and is a predicted model, not a curated record. Gene Ontology annotation, biological process: glutamyl-tRNA aminoacylation; translation. The transcript is spliced from 5 exons. NCBI's taxonomy places the organism in Eukaryota, Fungi, Ascomycota, Eurotiomycetes, Eurotiales, Aspergillaceae. Gene Ontology annotation, molecular function: ATP binding; glutamate-tRNA ligase activity. Gene Ontology annotation, cellular component: methionyl glutamyl tRNA synthetase complex; cytosol; cytoplasm. The coding region runs from base 1 to 2145 and encodes 714 amino acids.